AUGGCGCACAUUUUCGACGUCGGGACGCGGGCGUGGCAGCCAGACACCGCAGAGGGCUGGGUUGCCUCCGAGGUCACUGACAAGCAGGUAGCCGGCGACAAAGUCACGCUGGUCUUCACCGUCGAGAACGGCGAGACCAAGACUGUCGAAACGACGCUCGCCGCCAUCCAGGAUGGCAACGACCCGAACUUGCCGCCGUUGAUGAACCCGGCCAUGCUCGAAGCCAGCGAUGAUCUUACGAAUCUCUCACAUCUUAACGAGCCGGCCGUGCUCCAGGCCAUCAAGCUGCGAUAUGCGCAGAAGGAGAUUUACACAUAUUCCGGUAUCGUGCUGAUAGCAGCGAAUCCGUUCGCUAGGGUCGACUCUCUAUAUGUACCUGGAAUGGUGCAGGUCUAUGCCGGAAAGCAGAGGUCCUACGGCGCACCGCAUCUGUUCGCUAUCGCUGAAGAAGCUUUUGCAGACAUGUUGCGAGACGAUAAGAACCAGACCAUUGUUGUGUCUGGUGAAUCCGGUGCAGGUAAAACUGUCAGCGCCAAAUACAUCAUGCGAUAUUUUGCGACCCGAGAGUCCCCCGACAACCCCGGCAAGCGGAGAGGCAAAGCAGACUCUAUGAGCGAAACAGAAGAGCAGAUUUUGGCAACCAACCCGAUCAUGGAAGCCUUCGGUAACGCGAAAACGACCCGUAACGAUAAUUCCUCCCGCUUCGGUAAAUACAUCGAGAUCAUGUUCAACAAAGAGACAGACAUCACAGGUGCAAAGAUACGGACAUAUUUGCUUGAGCGGUCACGAUUGGUGUUUCAGCCACUGAAGGAACGAAACUACCAUAUCUUCUACCAGCUGAUCAAGGGAGCGACGGACGCGGAAACCCAAGAGCUAUCUCUGAAGUCUGUAGAGGAGUUCAGCUAUCUCAAUCAAGGAAGCUCUCCGACCAUCGACGGUGUGGACGACAAGGCAGAAUUCGAUGCCACGCGGAAAUCGCUGACGACCAUUGGUGUUCCACCUGAAACACAAUCCCAGCUCUGGCGACUACUUGCUGCGCUCUUGCAUAUCGGAGAUAUUCAGAUCACGGCUACCCGCACAGAUUCCGCACUUGAUCCCACCGAACCUUCCCUUUUGAAGGCUUGCGAGUUGCUUGGCAUCAACGCUGCAAACUUCGCCAAAUGGACAGUCAAGAAGCAGCUAAUAACACGAGGCGAGAAGAUUGUGUCGAAUCUUACCAAGCAGGCUGCCGUUGUUGUUCGAGAUUCCGUGGCCAAAUUCAUUUAUUCAAGCUUGUUCGACUGGCUUGUUGAGCGUACCAACGAGAGCUUGGCCACCGAGGAAGUCAUCGCAAACGCCAAGACGUUCAUCGGUGUGCUUGAUAUCUACGGCUUCGAGCAUUUUGCAAAGAACUCCUUUGAACAGUUCUGUAUCAACUACGCCAACGAGAAGCUGCAGCAAGAGUUUAACCAGCACGUCUUUAAAUUAGAGCAAGAAGAAUAUCUCCGAGAGGAGAUCGACUGGACGUUCAUUGACUUUGCGGACAACCAAAAAUGUAUUGAUUUGAUCGAAGGCAAGCUUGGUGUGUUGGCUUUGCUGGACGAGGAAUCGCGCCUUCCCAUGGGCUCGGACGAUCAAUUCGUCACCAAGCUUCACCACAACUUCUUCGGCGAGAACAAGCACGAGUUCUACCAAAAGCCUCGAUUCGGAAAGUCUGCAUUCACCGUCAAGCAUUAUGCUGUUCCAGUCACCUAUGAGUCUGAAGGCUUCAUCGAGAAAAACCGAGAUACUGUGCCAGACGAGCAUAUGGAAGUGCUCAAGGCCUCAAACAACAAGUUCUUGAUACAAGUCUUGGACGUAGCAGCAUCGAUUCGUGACAAAGAAAAUGCAGCCACCGCCUCAGCGAGGCCCGCCACUGCGGGCAGGAGGGUAGCUGUGAACCGAAAACCAACUCUCGGUGGUAUCUUCAAGUCCUCCCUCAUCGAGCUGAUGAAUACCAUCAACUCUACAGAUGUCCACUACAUCCGAUGCAUCAAGCCAAACGAGGCAAAGGAGGCGUGGAAAUUUGAAGGUCCUAUGGUCCUCAACCAGCUUCGAGCUUGUGGUGUUCUCGAGACGGUCCGCAUCUCUUGUGCCGGUUAUCCCACGCGAUGGACAUACGAGGAAUUUGCUCUGCGCUAUUACAUGCUGACGCCGUCCUCGUCGUGGACACCAGAGAUCCGCAACAUGGCCAAGGCUAUCCUCCACAAGGCUCUAGGUGAUGGCAAGAACGAUGGAACCGACAAAUACCAAAUGGGUCUCACUAAGAUCUUCUUCCGCGCUGGUAUGCUGGCGUUCCUCGAGAACCUGCGCUCGGCACGAUUGAAUGAUGCUGCUAUCAUGAUUCAAAAGAACCUCCGAGCUAAGUAUUACCGCCGUGUAUAUCUAGAGAUGCGCGAGGCCAUCAUUGCUGUCCAAUCUCUAGCUCGAGGUUACAUUACCCGAGAACGCGCAGAAGAAGCUAGGCAGGUCAAGGCUGCAACAACCAUACAGCGUGUGUGGCGUGGCUCUAAGGAUAGGAAACGAUUUCAUCUCGUCAGAAACUCGGUCAUAUUGUUCCAGGCCGCCGCGAAAGGUUAUCUUUGCCGAAAGAACAUUCUCGACAAGCGACUCGGAGAUGCCGCACGCAUCAUCCAACGUAGCUGGAGGUCUCAGCGGCAACUUCAGGCUUGGAGGCAAUACAGGAAGAAGAUCGUUAUUAUUCAGAACCUCUGGAGAGGAAAGACGGCUCGCAAGGAAUACAAGUCUCUCCGUGCCGAAGCUCGCGAUCUCAAGAAUAUUUCCUACAAGCUGGAGAACAAGGUCGUCGAACUCACACAGAAUUUGGGUUCGAUGAGACAAGAAAACAAGUCUCUCAAGCAGCAAGUCGAGAAUUACGAAGGCCAGAUCAAGUCGUACAAGGAACGGAGUCGUGCUCUGGAGAACCGACAAAAGGAGCUCCAGGCAGAAGCCAACCAGGCUGGUAUCACCGCUGCCAAAUUGAGUGCGAUAGAGGAGGAGUUCAAGAAGCUCCAGACCAACUACGACGAGAGCAACUCGAAGAUUCGCCACCUGCAGGAAGAGGAGAAGCAACUCCGCACAUCGCUAAAGCAGACUACAGACGACCUAGAGUCUGCCAAGCGGAGAAGCAACAUCACAGAGACGGAAAAGCUGUCACUGCGACAGCAACUCACCGAUUUGCAAGAGCAAGUCGAGAUCAUGAAGCGAUCUGGACCAAUCAACGGCGGUCAUCUCGAAAAUGGGCAUACCCCCAUGGCGGCAAGUCUCAUCAAUCUCGUCUCAUCGAAGAAGCCCAAGAGGCGAAGUGCUGGGCCCGAUACACGCGAUUUGGACCGCUUCAGCCAGACUUACAGCCCACGCCCUGUCUCAAUGGCUGUUGGCUCUACUGUCCAUCGCCCCAACCUGUCUGGCUCGACAUUCAACCCCAACUUGGACAAUGUCGAGCUUGAGCUCGAAAAUAUCCUUGGUGAUGAGGAUAACCUAAAUGAUGAAGUCACCCUCGGCUUGAUCAAGAACCUCAAGAUCCCCUCACCAACCACCACUCCUCCUCCCACCGACAAGGAGGUCCUCUUCCCUGCUUACCUCAUCAAUCUUGUCACCUCCGAGAUGUGGAACAACGGCUUUGUUAAGGAGUCCGAGCGCUUCCUUGCGAACGUCAUGCAGUCCAUCCAGCAGGAGGUCAUGCAACACGAUGGCGACGAGGCGGUUAACCCCGGCGCUUUCUGGUUGUCCAACGUCCAUGAAAUGCUUUCGUUCGUCUUCCUUGCUGAGGACUGGUACGAGCAGCAAAAAACCGACAACUACGAGUACGACCGUUUGUUGGAGAUCGUCAAGCACGAUUUGGAGAGCCUUGAGUUCAACAUCUACCACACUUGGAUGAAGGUCCUCAAGAAGAAGCUUCAUAAGAUGAUCAUUCCUGCUAUUAUCGAGUCGCAGUCCCUCCCUGGCUUCGUGACCAACGAGAGCAACCGCUUCCUCGGCAAGCUUCUCCAGAGCAACAGCUCUCCUGCCUACAGCAUGGACAACCUGCUUAGCCUGCUCAACAAUGUCUACAAGGCUAUGAAGGCUUACUACCUUGAAGAUUCGAUCGUCACCCAGACAGUUACUGAGCUCCUUAGGCUCGUCGGUGUCACUGCAUUUAACGACUUGCUCAUGAGGCGCAACUUCCUUUCCUGGAAGCGCGGUCUUCAGAUCAACUACAACAUUACCCGUAUCGAGGAAUGGUGCAAGUCCCACGACAUGCCCGAGGGUACCCUUCAGCUUGAGCACUUGAUGCAGGCCACCAAGCUGCUUCAAUUGAAGAAGGCUACCUUGAAUGACAUCGAGAUCAUUCAGGACAUUUGCUGGAUGCUAUCGCCUAAUCAGAUCCAGAAGUUGCUCAAUCAAUACCUUGUCGCAGACUACGAACAACCAAUUAACGGCGAGAUCAUGAAGGCUGUGGCUUCGCGAGUAACCGAGAAGAGCGAUGUUCUGCUGUUGACAGCAGUAGAUAUGGAAGACUCUGGCCCCUAUGAGAUUGCUGAGCCUAGGGUCAUCACGGCUCUAGAGACCUACACUCCUUCUUGGUUGCAAACACCUCGCCUGAAGCGUCUCGCUGAGAUAGUGUCUCAGCAAGCCAUUGCGCAGCAAGAGAAAAUGGAGUUUGAGCACGUCAACGGCGACAUCAUCAACGGCCAGCCCAUGAUUGAGGAAGAAGUGGCAGCGUAA
Messenger RNA from Didymosphaeria variabile, 4725 nucleotides. RefSeq names its product Myosin type-2 heavy chain 1 (gene MYO2). The transcript is spliced from 5 exons. Gene Ontology annotation, cellular component: cytoplasm; myosin complex; actin cytoskeleton. The record is from RefSeq and is a predicted model, not a curated record. NCBI's taxonomy places the organism in Eukaryota, Fungi, Ascomycota, Dothideomycetes, Pleosporales, Didymosphaeriaceae. Gene Ontology annotation, molecular function: actin filament binding; ATP binding; microfilament motor activity. Gene Ontology annotation, biological process: vesicle transport along actin filament; actin filament organization. Bases 1 to 4725 code for a protein of 1574 amino acids.